AGCCGAACAUCUCCGAGCCGCCCCGGAGGCGGGAAUCUGGAGACGACGCUCCGCAGCUCAGAGAGGAAGCGGAAAUGCGUAUCGGUAUUAAAGGCGUCGCCCCGCCCCUUACGUGCCUCUUUCCGUCUCCGGCUGUUGCUGCGACAGGAGCUCCAGCCAUGUCUGCCCACCUGCAAUGGAUGGUCAUCCGGAACUGCUCUAGUUUCCUGAUCAAGAGGAACAAGCAGACGUACAGCACCGAACCCAAUAAUCUUAAGGCCCGCAACUCCUUUCGCUACAACGGGCUGAUUCACCGCAAGACGGUGGGUGUGGAGCCAGCAGCCGAUGGCAAAGGUGUGGUGGUCGUCAUGAAGCGGAGAUCUGGCCAACGAAAGCCGGCCACCUCCUAUGUGCGGACUACCAUCAACAAGAACGCCCGGGCCACCCUCAGCAGCAUCCGGCACAUGAUCCGCAAGAACAAGUACCGCCCAGACCUGCGCAUGGCUGCCAUCCGCAGGGCCAGCGCCAUCCUGCGCAGCCAGAAGCCCGUGAUGGUGAAGAGGAAGCGGGCCCGCCCCACCAAGAGUUCCUGAGCACCCCCUCCCCCCCAGAUCAAUAAAGGUAUCAGCCAGCUUUCUUCAACUGCC
This is a messenger RNA of Phyllostomus discolor (pale spear-nosed bat), 626 nucleotides long. RefSeq names its product ribosomal protein L28 (gene RPL28). Gene Ontology annotation, biological process: translation. Lineage: Eukaryota; Metazoa; Chordata; Mammalia; Chiroptera; Phyllostomidae. Gene Ontology annotation, cellular component: cytosolic large ribosomal subunit; ribosome. Bases 75 to 572 code for a protein of 165 amino acids. The transcript is spliced from 4 exons. Gene Ontology annotation, molecular function: structural constituent of ribosome. The record is from RefSeq and is a predicted model, not a curated record.